Molecule: messenger RNA, 2493 nt
Organism: Melanotaenia boesemani (Boeseman's rainbowfish)
Lineage: Eukaryota; Metazoa; Chordata; Actinopteri; Atheriniformes; Melanotaeniidae
Product: forkhead box protein B1-like
Exons: 1
Coding region: 827-1774 (315 amino acids)
Biological process (GO): cell differentiation; regulation of transcription by RNA polymerase II; anatomical structure morphogenesis
Molecular function (GO): DNA-binding transcription factor activity, RNA polymerase II-specific; RNA polymerase II cis-regulatory region sequence-specific DNA binding
Source: RefSeq, a predicted model, not a curated record
CUGCGCGUGACUUCAGAGAACAGUCACGAUAGAGAUAAUGUUUUUUAUUUCUUUUCUCACCUGUGACUCACCUGAGUGGUGACCUGGAGCAGCGCGCGCAGCAGCUUCACAUCAGCGCUGGAAACAAAAGAGAAAAGAAAUUAAGAAAAAGAAACAAAAGCGGCGCAAAAAGCAGCUCUCAGUGGAUCCAUUAGUCAAUACAAAUUGGUGACACACACACGCUCGCGCGCGCGCGCAAACUGUGCAUUAGAUGUUGCCAGACUCUCCAGCUGACCCCCUCGGAGCGCCGCGCGGCUCCGACCACCAGGCUCCUCCGCCCCGCAUCUUUCUGCCGCUGCAGCUUUAGAUGAAACUGGCUCGUGUUGGAUCAGCGCGUGCAUGUAAACAAGUGUAGCUCCCCCCUCCAACCUCCUCCAUCCAUCCCCACGCUGAUCAUGUGACGGUGAAAAAGUGCCCCCAUUAAUGAAGCCCCUCUGCGGGGGAGUCACCGCCGUCCAGCCCACAGUUGAGGAGGGACAUGGAGGAGGCAGCAGCCUCGUAGCGCAGCUCUCAGCGGGCAGGAAGAGGACGGAACACGGCGCUGCGCCUGCCGGAGACCCGCAGCAGGACAGGAGCUGCAACUUUUCCUCAACUUCAGGUCGGACUUUCUGUGCGCGUAAAACCCGGAGCCAUGCGCGCCAAACAGCAGAGCAGUUUUCUGUCGCGCGUAAAGACUCUGUGAGAACUUGGACCCGUUUGGAGAAAGUUUCUACAGAAAAAGGCGGGUCUGCAGACUGAGACUGAACUGAUUACGACCCGGUUCGGUCCGUUGCAGUUCAGCUGAAUAAUGCCUCGCCCGGGAAGGAACACUUACAGCGACCAGAAGCCGCCGUACUCCUACAUUUCCCUGACGGCCAUGGCCAUCCAGAGCUGCCCGGAGAAGAUGCUCCCCCUCAGCGAGAUCUACAAGUUCAUCAUGGACCGGUUUCCGUACUACCGGGAGAACACGCAGCGGUGGCAGAACUCCCUACGCCACAACCUCUCCUUCAACGACUGCUUCAUCAAGAUCCCCCGCAGACCGGACCAGCCCGGGAAGGGCAGCUUUUGGGCUCUGCACCCGAAUUGCGGCGACAUGUUCGAGAACGGGAGUUUUCUGCGGCGCAGGAAGCGCUUCAAGGUGGGCAGCAUGCAGGCCAGCGACCCGCUGGCCCCCAGCAAGCCGCAGGACGCCGCGCACUACCUGCAGCAGCAGGCCAAGCUGCGGCUGAGCGCGCUGCACGCCGCCGCGCACCUGCCACAGAUGCCGGGCGGAUACAACCUGAGCUCCGUGACCCAGCCGUCCAGCUUCAAACACCCGUUCGCCAUCGAGAACAUCAUCGCCAGAGAGUACAAGAUGCCGGGCGGGCUGACGGCCUUCUCCACCGCCGGAUACCCGCUGCACAACCAGCUCGCCCCGGCCUGGCCGCACAUGUACGGCUCGGGGAUGAUGGACACCGCGGCGCCCAUCUCCAUGACCGCGAGCGACUACUCGCCCUACGGCAUGCCGCUCAAGUCCAUCUGUCACGGGGGUCAGACUCUGCCCGCCAUCCCAGUGCCCAUCAAACCCACGCCCGCCUCCGUGUCCGGUCUGCCGGGGCUGCCCGCGCACAUCCCGGCUUUCCUCGCGAACUCGCCCCAGUCUCUGAGCCCCACGUCCCCGCAGACCGCCACCGGCCAGAGCAGCCCGGCCGCGCCCGCCGAGGCGCUGCCGACCUCGGCCUCCGCGGUGCUGCAGUCCGCGGUGACGGUGCACUGACGGGAAUCUGACUCGGUUUCCUCUUUUUUUCUAAAAACUCUCCAACUCCCAAAGCAGCGUUUCUCCAGAACGAAUCUUCAUGUGUAGUCUGCAAGUCUGGCCUCCCAUCAGGUUUAUUUCCAGGAGCUAAUUUCCUGCUUUAUGUUUCCUCGUCACACUGGCGGUGUGUUCACGGCUCGCUGGAUCCUGAGGUGACAAAUUAUCUCCAUCUUUUGUGUUUCUUGCCUUUUCUUCUCACACUGAAAAGAAACUCAGAUUAAUGACUCGAAGAUUUUCUUCUCCGUCCCGAGUUUCUUUUCUGCUCCAAAAAAAAAAGUUCAACCAUGAACGAGGUUCUUUUUCCACUUUUAAACUCCAAAAGGAGCAAAGACCAAAUAUCCCGUUCCCUCUUCUUCCUCCUGAAGUCUGUUUUUCUGUAGUUUUAACGUGAACAAUCGCAGAGAUGAAAUGAGACUUGAAGCUAUAUUUAUGUCAGAGCUUGUGGAUAGUUUAAAAGAAACGCGCCACGACUGCAGGAUCUGAUGUUUCUCAUGCACUUUUUAGCUGAAGGACCCGCUGCUGUCUGUGUAUUUGUAGCUGCAUGCUCCUCCUGUCUGAAAAAGAAAAAUAAGUCGUGUUUGUGCGUUUAUUUUCCUGUUUUUGGGGGGCAUUUAAAGCAGAAAAGCAUGAACAUAAAACGCCUUUUCUUCCUGCGCUGAUCCGGAUCCAUUAAAGAGACA